GCAGCGGAGGAGAUACUUCCCUCGUUGGUUUAGGAGAUGAAGAGGCGGAUGCAGAAAAAAUACUUGAUUUUAAUUCUAGUAUACUCCGUGUUGCUUCUGCUAAUUCCUUACGUGUUGGACUACAGGAGUAAAACGAUUCGGUAUAAACAUGGACUUCAGCACCAGAGGUGCCCCGACGUGGAAAAAACACUGGCGUUAUGGAACGGCGUGGACAGAUCCAGCAAUGGCACUGAAAUAGCGGGGGACGUUUUCAACACGAGCAACAAGAUACACAUUUAUUUGCACGCAACAUGGAGAACCGGGUCUUCGUUUUUAGGAGAACUAUUCAAUCAGCACCCGGACGUGUUUUACCUGUACGAACCCAUGUGGAAUAUGUGGCAAACGCUGUACCCGGGAGACGCGGUGAGUCUCCAAGGGGCAGUGCGGGACAUGAUGAAUUCACUUUUCCGUUGCGAUUUCUCCGUCCUGAAGCUCUACGCCGGGACCAGCAACCUAAGCACCUCCGUCAUAUUCGGCUGGAAAACGAACAAGGUUAUCUGCUCAGAGCCCCUGUGCAAUGCCUACAAGAGAGACGAAGUUGGGCUGGUAAUGGCAGACGUGUGCGAGAAGUGCCAGCCGAAAAGCAUAAAGGAUUUGGAGAGAGAAUGCAGAAAGUACCGCGUCAUUGUCAUCAAAGACGUUCGCUUGUUAGAUUUAGGAGUGUUGGUUCCUUUGGCCAGGGACCCUAGCCUGAACCUUCAGGUCAUUCAACUUUUCCGGGAUCCGCGUGCUGUCCACAAUUCCAGGCUGAAGUCGAAGCUGGCGCUGGUGAAAGAGAGCAUCCAGAUGCUCAGGAGCAAGAAGCAGACGGAUAAAUUCAAGCGGCUGCUAUUGCCCAGCGGCAAGUCCACCCGUGCGGAGAGUUAUGUGGCGAGCACGAUAGAGUUGAUAUGUGACAACUGGCUCAAUGACAUGUUACUGGUCGCAAACGCACCGGAGUGGCUAAAGAGGAAUUACAUUCAGAUACGCUACGAGGACCUCGUCCUUUACCCGGUGGAAGAAUUGCAACGGCUGUACCGUUUCUCAAACCUCACAUCCUUCCCGGGUAUGGAGAAAUUUGUUGUUAACAUGACGCACGGGGAGGGAUACUCUUCCGAAAAACCGUUCGUCAUCUCAUCGAGGGACGCUAAAGAAGCGAUAUUCGCCUGGAGGGAGAGGCUGAGCCUUGAGCAGAUUAGUCAAGUGGAAGCCUACUGCAGCGAGGUCAUGCGCCGACUGGGGUAUGACAGUAUGGAUAAAAUGUAAAGCCUCCAGACGUUGAGAAUUGAGGGGCCUGACGCACAGGAGAGGGGAGGAGGGGGCGCCCAGCCACAGAGAGUCACUGCGGGCGUGGGGGGGAGAAGCAGGAACGAGGAAGCACACUGCCGGGUCCUCCUGGCCGCCUUCUCCCACAGGAGCCAGGAAGUCCCACAUCGCUAAGGGUUACACGGCAUCAUGUGCAUUCCAAAGUCCUCUCCCAGACUGAUCUGCCUGCAGGGGAAAGAGAGACAGAGGGAGGACGCAGUGUAGCCAGAGGCCUAACCACGUGCUGACAUCCAGGUUCCAUCUGCGCUAAUCCCCUCGCAAUCCCUGGUUGGCUCUUAUCAGCGCAAGGCUCUCGUUACCUGGGAGACAGCUUCAGGCUUGCCCUUAUCCCUGUCCCCUCCCAUGCCUGCCUGGCACUUCCUGCACCUCUUCUCUGACCGUAAACCUGGGGUGCUGGGCCCGUGUUCCCAUCUGUGACACCCAAACAGUGUUCUCCGAAACCAAACAGAUGAACGAAAGGUUGUCAGUGAAGUGUUUGGAAGUGUUAUCAAGAUAGGGGCGAGUAUGGGCUUUCUCAUACGCGUCCAGCAUUGAAGAGUCCAUCAGAGCUGGCCGUGACCGAAGCGGUACUCAAGUCAUGUGCUCUCCUGUACCACGGGGAGAGAGGAACCAGCCAAUCUGAGCCCUUCCUCCUGCAGCACAGAGAAAUCUGGUGUCCUCUCCCUCACCGACAGAAUGCUCACGCCCCUGUGAAAUUCGCCAGCAUCCUGCAGACAUGCCUCUGAGGCCACCCACCUUCACCAGGCAGAACGCUGUGUGUGGGUACCACCGAAAACUCACAGCCUGCACACAUACAUACAAAGAUUAAUCUAAAGACUGUGUUAGGAGCUCAAGGACUUC
Messenger RNA from Megalops cyprinoides (Indo-Pacific tarpon), 2184 nucleotides. RefSeq names its product carbohydrate sulfotransferase 7-like. The record is from RefSeq and is a predicted model, not a curated record. Gene Ontology annotation, molecular function: N-acetylglucosamine 6-O-sulfotransferase activity; chondroitin 6-sulfotransferase activity. The transcript has 2 exons. Lineage: Eukaryota; Metazoa; Chordata; Actinopteri; Elopiformes; Megalopidae. The coding region runs from base 37 to 1284 and encodes 415 amino acids. Gene Ontology annotation, cellular component: Golgi membrane. Gene Ontology annotation, biological process: carbohydrate metabolic process; N-acetylglucosamine metabolic process.